AUGUCAAAACUGCCAGACGAUUACCUGGAGCGAGUCUAUGCUGGAGUACUUGGCAAACUUAUUGGAGUCUAUGUCGGACGCCCAUUCGAGAACUGGACGCAUCAGAGAAUAGUUGAAGAGCUCGGCCAUAUUCGCGGUUACGUUCAUGAAAAAGUUGGUGAUCCUCUCGUUGUCACCGACGACGAUGUCUCUGGCACAUUUCAGUUUGUUCGAGCGCUGGAAGAACAUGGUUACUCUCCUGAUAUAUCAUCCGAAGACAUUGGCAAAACAUGGCUCAAUAACGUUAUUGAGAAUCGUACUAUAUUCUGGUGGGGCGGCAGGGGCAUGUCCACGGAACAUACUGCGUUCUUAAAUUUGAAGCGAGGCAUACCUGCACCUCUUAGUGGUGCAAUACAGACAAAUGGGCGGACCGUUGCCGAACAAAUAGGCGCGCAAAUUUUCAUUGAUGGGUGGGCUUUAGUAGCUCCAGGGAAUCCUAAGCUUGCAGCUAAACUCGCUCGUGCUGCUGGCUCGGUCGGUCAUGAUGGAGAGUCUGUAUACGCUGCUCAGCUGUGGGCUUCAAUGGAGUCAGAAGCUUUUAUAUCACAGGAUAUCAAUCACCUUCUCGACACUGGCCUUUCAGCUAUUCCCGAAGACUCUCUUGUUGCUCGUGUAAUACGAAAUGUUCGAAAAUGGGUUGCAGAAGAUAGAGAUUGGAUGAAAACCCGCCAGCGUAUAGAGGAAGCAUAUGGAUACGAUAAAUUCCAUGGCAUUUGCCAUGUUAUCCCCAAUCAUGCUGUCAUGAUAAUGGCUGUAAUUUAUGCCAGCCACGAUUUCGAUGAAGCUAUGCACAUCAUCAAUACCUGCGGCUGGGAUACUGAUUGCAAUUCGGGCAACGUGGGUUGCCUUGUUGCCACUAUGCUUGGCCUCUCUGCAUUCCAAGGGAAAUAUGACUGGAGGGGUCCACUGGCAGACCGUGCCCUGAUUUCGAGUGCAGAUGGCGGAUAUUCCAUUAAUAAUGCGGUCCGAAUUGCGUAUAAUAUUACCAACAUCGGUCGACGACUAGCUGGCCAGAAGAUGCUCGAACCUCCAAAAGGCGGCGCUCAAUUCCACUUUAGCCUUCCAGGGAGUCUUCAGGGUUUUCAGCUUUCAUGGCCAUCUGGCACAAGCCAAGGAACUUCGGCUGUCCUUCAGCAACGAGUUAAUAGCUCCUAUGGCCCUGGAUUGGCUGUAGACGUGGAAAAGUUCAGCAAGGAACAGGGCCAGAUUGAAGUUCUUACUCAGACUUUUACACCGAAAGAAGUUUUGCGCAUGAAAACUUAUGAGUUAAUGGCAUCACCACUCGUAUACCCUGGCCAGACAGUAACAGCAAAAGUGUACGCCGGCGACGAAGGAGAUGGCCAUAUAACCGUUAGGUUGAAAUUGAAGGUAUAUAGUCGAAACGAUGAACUGAUCGGAGUUGAUGGGCCUUCUAUCAUACUUCGCACUGGGGAGAUUCGGUCUUUGGUUUGGACAAUACCGGAUGAAAUGGAUAGUCAGCCUAUUCAAAAAAUCGGUAUCGCGUUAAGCUCUGGCGCAACAAGUCCUUACAGUGGUACAGUUUGGCUGGACAGCCUCUCUUGGACAGGCGUACCAGAUAUGGUACUCAAAGUACCGCUGCAGCAACCAUGUGGAUUCUGGCGUCGAGCCUGGGUUAAUGGCGCCGAUAAUUUUAGCAACUUCUCGUUUCUUAUUGCCCAGGGGCAAGGCGAGGGCAUCAUAAUUUACGGCACGCGGGAGUGGGAUAACUACAGCAUUACAGUCCCUAACCUCAUGGUCAAAUUCGGGGCUCCGGCUGGUCUAGCAAUCAGAGUUCAAGGAAUCAACCGUUACUAUGCAGUUACUUUCACCAACGACAAGAAGAUCAAUAUCGUAAAGGCACACGACGCGCACAGGAUCGUACUCGCAUCUGCGGCGUUUUCAUGGGAACUAGACUAUAAAUAUCGAGUAACGUUGGCAGCUUGUGACAACACCAUCUACGUUCGUGUUGAUGAUACAGAGUUACAAGCUUCAGACAAGCAGUACAAGGGAGGAGGAUUUGGGCUUAUUGCAACUGAUGGCUGCGUUUCAGCAGAUUGCUUUAUGAUUGCACGAAGUACUUGA
Trichoderma asperellum CBS 433.97 is the source of this 2121-nucleotide messenger RNA. RefSeq lists its product as uncharacterized. NCBI's taxonomy places the organism in Eukaryota, Fungi, Ascomycota, Sordariomycetes, Hypocreales, Hypocreaceae. The record is from RefSeq and is a predicted model, not a curated record.